Amoebophrya sp. A120 is the source of this 2697-nucleotide messenger RNA. Lineage: Eukaryota; Dinophyceae; Syndiniales; Amoebophryaceae. The record is from the annotation of a GenBank genome assembly.
CAAAAACAACCGUACCUCCAGCCACUACUUAGUCUACUCACAACUUCUCCAUCUUCGGAAAGUAAGCUGCAGAAGCUUCAUUCCUCAAUUUAUUUCCCGACUGUCAACUACUACUUCUCGUGCUUCACACACAACUUCACUUCAACCAACCGCAUAUCUUAACAAGACCAACUUAAAACUGCACCAAUCACGUCGUUGAACAAGAACAGCGCUGUCUCUAUUGAAACUGGAGAGACUGCAUCGAAAAUGGUCCUAGCUACCAAGAAAUCCGCUGCUUUUGCCGCCGCGUUGGCGCUGCUUUCUGCAACGAAUUCUGUCGAGGGGCGCGAGUGGCCCUUUUCGUUCACUGGGAAAACUAAAACUCCCGACCAGGAGGGCAGCGCGGACGAGGACUCGACCUAUGCGGCGACCAAGAAACAGAAAGUGCACUCGCUUCGGCCUCGCCGCCCUCUUCCGUUAGGACGUAACGGUCAUGGCAUGUGGGCGGAGACGACGACGAUGGCAAACGCCACGAAGAAUGACUCCGUCGGAGACGAGGGCGAGGGAACUAUGGAUAAUUAUGGCGCGUCGAGUGCUCCUGCCACGGCUCCGGCUGAGCACCAGAAUGUCGACCAUCGUCGCGUGAUGCUUGGUGGUGCGGGUGGUCUGCCGCCGAUGCGCAAGAACGACGAGCGUCAUGGGAAGAUGCUUGGUGGAGUGGGUGGCCUUCAGAAUAAUGAAGGUGCCAACGUCGACGUCGACAUGUUUUCAAACAUGAAGGAGCAAAACGCCGAAGCCGAUGACCAAAUGGAAAUGAUGAACGUCGACGGCGCCGCUGACAGUGACAUGGGCUCCAAUGGAUUAUCCGUUGGACGAAGCAAGAGCGCCCACGCUUUUGGAUUCGGAAGUGGGAUGAGCGAAAUGAAUCAGAUGGCGGACUACGAUGACAACAUGCAAGUUGCCAGCACCAGCGGAGUUGGGGCUGCUGCUGGAACCUUUUCUGGCAACAAGGCGAACAAACCGUUUGCUGGUUUGGAUUUCGCUGAGCAGGACCCGGACUCCGACGUGGAAGCGCAAGUUGGAAACGAUGUGGAGACCAUGAACACUACAACUUUCGGACAAGACGGUGGUGAAGAUGUCGAAGAACUUCAAGGCGGAGACUACAACGCCAUGAGUUCCUUUCCAUCUUCCGCUGGUCUUGCGGCUGAAAAUAGUGCUGCGUCCUCUAGUGCUAUGUUGGGAAACAUGAUGGACGAAAGUCCGAACCAGGGAGGUUUUUCGAUGGACGACGAGCUGACUCCUGAUGUGCAAGAGGGGCAGGCCCCGCGUGGGAACAACGUUGGCGGCGCUCGAUCUCGGUCGAUGUUGGGCAUGACCCAGCGCCGCGCAAGCGCAUCUCAUUCUCAUCCGAUGUUGGGCAUGACCCGCGGUGGCGCGAACGGAAAUGCAGACGGGGCUGUUUCCGCUUCCCGUCCUCCGAUGCUAGGAAGGACCCACAAGGGCAAGACCAACAUGGAUUCGAUGCACGACGAGAUGUUGGCAUCUUUGGAAGACCACGCUGCUGCUGCUCGCACUCGUUCCACUCUUGGUACCGACUUUUCGUCCGGCACUGCGGCUGGCGCGGCCGGAGCUCCGUCUGCCUUUGGUGAGCAGCAAGGAGCUGCUGCUUCAUUCGAUCGCACGCAUCGUGCCGGUAACCAGCGCAAGAACAGCCAAAUGCUGGGGCGUCGUCGAGAAAUGGCCAUGCCGAACGAAAUGACGUCGGGCCCGGCGCCGGGAGAUGAUGCCAAUACCGCACCCGAUUCUGCUUACAGCUCGACGGAUUUUGCAGCGGAUAAUUUCUACAACGAUGAAAACUGAACUCGUCUUUGAAGACGAAGAAGAUCUUCGAUUAGCGGCGUGCUCGUGUAUAACCCGUGGCGUUUAUAACCCAUGGUAAACGACGCAGCGAUGCUCUUGUUGCAGUUCAUCUUCAUCCGACGAACCUUGUUAUAUACAAGACGUGCCUUGGGCUUGGCCUUCUUCAUCCCGAGCAAUCGAGUGGAGUGGCAGAAGUUUUUAAGGGUUCUUCCUUGCGGUAAGUUUGAUGUCGCCGAUUUUUGGACGUAGCCCACCGAAGUAGAAGAAGCGCGCGAAACUCCGCAUGCUCCAUUUCUCCACGUGGGUGCUUAAUCAAAAUCGGCGGUGGAACAUAAUGUGCAACAUGUUGACCACUGCACAACAUAAUCUUGAGGAACAAAAUUCCGACGAAGUGGUACGUGUAUAAUUGCAAUUAACAUAGUCAUAGCCGGUCGUAUGGGUAUCGGAUGGAGUACAACCACCUGCAGACUGAUACGGAAACUCCUGUCACCGCGCUCCGAAAUAGAAUCUAUUUCGGAGCGCGGUGACAGGAGUUUCCGUAUCUGUUUUGGAAAUGAAGCCAAAAGACGUUUAUCGUACACACAAUGGGAAUAAGGAAGACGAAGUGGCGUAGAGGACCGACGUAGUAAUGGAAAUAAGGACAAUUGGCGUAGACGACGCAGUGGAAGCACGAACUAUUGACGGGUGGUUUUUGAUGCACGUCGGCAGUAGAGUUGAGUAGCCUGUUGCCGCUCAUCCGCUACAUCAACAUCAGCUGGCUAAACUUUAGAGAGCUGCACAUAUGUGGACUACAUGUCUGUGCAGUGAAAGAAAAAAAAAAAAUGGUACCUACUGGUACAAUGAUAAGGUGGCCUACUU